AGUGCCCGCUCUGGAAUCUCUGCCGCCGUCUGGGGGCUGAGGCAGCGCGGGCACGCGUGCGCAGUGCGCGGGUGGGCCGUCGUGGGCGCCGCUCCCGGCAGCUCGGUGCCUGUGGGACCAGGGGCCGCGGCGGCGCCGGUGCUCCGGGGCGAGGGCCGCCGUGAAGUCGGCGUGAGGAGCGCCGCCGCGCCGGGGCGGAGUGAGCGGGGCCGGGCUCCGGGAGCGCGGCGCCGGCUGAAGCGAGCUGGGAGGCUCGAGGGAGCGGCGGGCGCUGUGUAAUGUUCAAGCACAGAAAUGCCUUAUGUGGAUCGUCAGAAUCGCAUUUGUGGUUUUCUAGACAUUGAAGAAAAUGAAAACAGUGGGAAAUUUCUUCGGAGGUACUUCAUACUGGAUACCAGAGAAGAUAGUUUUGUAUGGUACAUGGAUAAUCCACAGAACCUGCCUUCUGGAUCAUCACGUGUUGGAGCCAUUAAACUUACCUACAUUUCAAAGGUUAGCGAUGCAACUAAGCUAAGGCCAAAGGCUGAGUUCUGUUUUGUUAUGAAUGCAGGGAUGAGGAAAUAUUUCCUACAAGCCAAUGAUCAGCAGGACCUAGUAGAAUGGGUAAAUGUGUUGAACAAAGCUAUAAAAAUUACAGUACCAAAGCAGUCAGACUCACAACCUCAUUCUGAUAACCCAAGUCGCCAAGGUGAAUGUGGGAAGAAGCAAGUGUCUUACAGAACUGACAUUGUUGGUGGUGUGCCCAUCAUUACCCCAACUCAGAAAGAAGAAGUAAAUGAAGGUGGUGAAAGUAUUGACAGAAAUAAUUUGAAGCGGUCACAAAGCCAUCUUCCUUACUUUACUCCUAAACCGUCUUCAGAUAGUGCAGUUAUCAAAGCUGGAUAUUGUGUAAAACAAGGAGCAGUGAUGAAAAACUGGAAGAGAAGAUAUUUUCAAUUGGAUGAAAACACAAUAGGCUACUUCAAAUCUGAACUGGAAAAGGAACCUCUCCGUGUAAUACCACUUAAAGAGGUUCAUAAAGUCCAGGAAUGUAAGCAAAGUGACAUAAUGAUGAGAGACAACCUCUUUGAAAUUGUAACAUCGUCUCGAACUUUCUAUGUGCAGGCUGAUAGCCCUGAAGAGAUGCACAGUUGGAUUAAAGCAGUCUCUGGUGCCAUCGUAGCACAGCGGGGACCUGGCAGAUCAGCGCCUUCUAUGCGGCAGGCCAGAAGGCUGUCGAAUCCUUGUAUACAGAGGUAUACGUCCAGAACUGGGGAAUGCAGCACGAGCGUUCCCGCUGUCCUUCCGAACCCAGACACGCGCUCCUCUCUGCCAGCGCCACAGCAGCCACCCCGCGACCCACAGCCUCUCGCAGCGACUCUCUGGUCUCAAGCUUUACCAUGGAGAAGCGAGGAUUUUACGAAUCUCUUGCCAAGGUCAAGCCAGGGAACUUCAAGGUCCAGACUGUCUCUCCAAGAGAACCAGCUACCAAAGUGACUGAACAAGCUCUGCUAAAACCUCAAAGUAAAAAUGGCCCUCAGGAACAAGAUUGUGACCCCGUGGACUUGGAUGACGCAAGCCUUCCAGUCAGUGAUGUGUGAGAUGGAAGCACGUGGAGCCUGACCCGCCUCAUCCGCCCUCAGUGUCCUUUCAAGAGGCUUCUCGCCAAAGAUGAUAAAGGGGAAAGGGGCUUUAAUGCAUAUAGUAUACUGCCUCAUCGAUGUUCUCUUUAUAAGCUGGUAAGCCAAGAAGCUAGGGCAUGGCCAAACUAAAUGCAAUUUCUUUAAAAAAAAAAAAAAAGAAAAAGAAAAAAGCCCUAAGUAUCUCAGUAUCAGCUGUCUGAAGCUUUGUUCUCAUUGGGAUGAUAAAAGUGUGUGUGUGGUAUUUUUUCCAAGUGAAUUUGACAACUUAAAUGUUUCACAAUUUAAAACAUGAAAAAUGCUUAUUAAUUAUUUUGUUUUAAAAAUGCUACUGUGACUUCCAAUUAAAUGUUCAAUCUCUACACAUUCUUACCAGUUAAUAUUAUUGAAUGAAAUAUUGCCAGACAAAAAUAUCUAAACUCAUGACGUCUGUGGUGCUGUAAAAUGGACAGUGUUGAAAUGAUAGCCAUUUUUGAUGCUCUGGAUCUCAUGGUGAGCGGUGAGUUUUGCAUAGAGGAUAUUAUUGGACUGUUAGUGAGGGUUGUGUGUUGUACUGGGGUGGGGAAAAGGGGAGAAUUAGAAUUCAGACAGCCUAUCUCGGACAUUUAUUUGUAAAAGCUUAAUCAAGACGUGCAGCAGUCAUUGCUUUAUUCAGUGAAAAUUAUUAGAUAUGAAAUUUCUUGGAGAUCUGAUUUUCUUGUCAGAGUUUUGUAAAAUAGUUCUUAUUUCUAUAUUUGGAUCAGUGAAAGACCUCAAGUUUAUGUGUAAAGACAUACUGCCCUUAGUCAUGCGAUUGUAACCUCUGUGUUUUGUCACUAAUAACCUGUAUUCAAGUGCCUGUGUUUUUUCAUCUUGUUUAGGAAUAUUUUGAGAUUAAUGUGUUCAAAACUCCUACAUGAUUGGUUUUAAACAAUUAGGAUAAAAUUAAUUUUCAGUAGCAUAGGUUAAUGUGCUAAAUAACAUACCAUUUUGUGUUAGAGAUACCAGAAUGUUGUUGUUCUACUAUCUGUGCAAUAUAUGUUUUAAAACACAUAUUUGACUUCACAUUUAAUCAUGGGGAUAUCAUAAAUAUAAGCACCUCUCUAAAAUAUCGUUAGUUUCAGGUGUUGAGUAAUAGACCAGUUUGACCAAGUACUGUUUUUACGGUUCAGUCUUAAACAUUUGCUUUAAGAAAAUAGUCUUGAAUUUCACAUGCUGCUAUUUUUAUGAUAUUUUGCCGUAUUACAGUACUGUUUUGUUUUGAAUUCAUAAAUGUCACUGUUUCUCCUUUUCAUUUUCUAAGAUGACUUCUUGUUUGAGAAAGAGAGGGGAGGGUGGAUUUCUUAUUACAGUGGUGGGGUCCAGAGGUUACUAUCUAUUAUACUAGAAUUAUCAUAGCAUCACCUUAAAAAUCCGAAUGCAUCAAGAAUGCACCACUCUUGAGAAUCUGCCUGCUAAUGCAGGGGACACGGGUUCGAGCCCUGGUCUGGGAAGAUCCCACAUGCCAAGGAGCAACUGGGCCCGUGAGCCACAACUACUGAGCCUGCGCAUCUGGAGCUUGUGCUCCGCAACAAGAGAGGCCGCGAUAGUGAGAGGCCCGCGCACCGCGAUGAAGAGUGGCCCCCGCUUGCCGCAACUAGAGAAAGCCCUUGCACAGAAACGAAGACCCAACACAGCCAAAAAUAAAUAAAUAAAUAAAUAAAUAAAUAAUAAAAAUAAAGGAAUUCCUUUAAAAAAAAAAAAAAAAAAGAAUGCACCACUCAACAUUUUUAUUCAUAAGCUAAUAUUUUUAGAAGUUAUAUUUAGGUUUUUCCUUUUUUGCAGCUACAUUUGAGAAUGAUAGAAUGAAAAGGUUUUAAGUAGUUAUCACUUUCUCUGCAGAUAUAUCCAUUACAGCAGCUCUUUUAGAAAGCUCUUUUUUCAUGAACACACCUAAGAAAUCUUGUGUAGACAGUUGGCUAUUUCAGGAGCCUAAUGCUGUUUUCUUUGGUACAGCUUCUACAUUGCAUGUUCAUUUUAAUAUUUUGGUAUUGGUAAUUUGAUAUAUUCCAUAGUGGCAAAAUAUUAGCUCUAUUUUGGGACUUUUUAUAGAACUACCCUUGUAUAGAAUAGCAUAGGGAAAUGGUCUUGUGAUUGUCAGAGUCUCCUAAUAUUUAUCUCAAUACUUUUAUAAUUCUAUGAAAAUUAUUUAAUUAUUUUAAAACUUAUACUUUUCCUGUAAAUAUGUCCCAUCUGAAUUGUCAAAGAAUUACUUUGAAUACCUUAAUAUUUGCUGCAUUUUUUUCUGUAUAUAUAACAUGUCUUCUUUCAGAAUGAGAAUAUAUGUGUGCUUCCCAUUGUUUACUUUUAUGUCUGAUAUCUUUAUACAUCAAACUGGUUGAACACUGUAAUGACUUGAGAAUAAACUGCUCAAAAUUAAUUCUAACUUA
Molecule: messenger RNA, 4027 nt
Organism: Balaenoptera acutorostrata (minke whale)
Lineage: Eukaryota; Metazoa; Chordata; Mammalia; Artiodactyla; Balaenopteridae
Gene: PLEKHA1
Product: pleckstrin homology domain containing A1
Exons: 13
Coding region: 295-1476 (393 amino acids)
Cellular component (GO): cytoplasm; membrane
Molecular function (GO): PDZ domain binding
Source: RefSeq, a predicted model, not a curated record